Messenger RNA from Sinocyclocheilus anshuiensis, 4951 nucleotides. RefSeq names its product BICD cargo adaptor 2 (gene bicd2a). The transcript is spliced from 11 exons. Gene Ontology annotation, biological process: regulation of microtubule cytoskeleton organization; protein localization to organelle; microtubule anchoring at microtubule organizing center. The record is from RefSeq and is a predicted model, not a curated record. Gene Ontology annotation, cellular component: Golgi apparatus; cytosol. Bases 275 to 2698 code for a protein of 807 amino acids. Gene Ontology annotation, molecular function: cytoskeletal adaptor activity; dynactin binding; dynein complex binding. Lineage: Eukaryota; Metazoa; Chordata; Actinopteri; Cypriniformes; Cyprinidae.
CCACAAGAAGCCUCUCCUCAUUCCAAGGAAAGCCCCAUUCUGGCAGAUCUUUCGCUGAGUUACAGCCUCCUCUCCGUGUUAUUAUUGAGGGGGAGCGGAGAGGAGGCGGUAGAUCCGCAGUCAUGGAGCUGCAUUAGGAGGAGUAAAGCACCAGCUCCUCUACCCCUGAGGGACAGAAGAAACCUCACGGGCAGGAAUAUACCAGCGAAGGCGGAUCAGAGCGCUGUCAUGCAGUAACACGCACAGAAGAAUCUGAAAGCAUCCGCCGUUAAAGAUGUCCGCGGAGCAGCAGCGCGACCUGACGCGGGCGGAGGUGCAGCGGCUGUCCCGGGAGCUGGCGGAGACCACGCGGGAGAAGAUCCAGGCGGCGGAGUACGGGCUCGCGGUGCUGGACGAGAAGCAGCAGCUGAAGCAGCGGUACGACGAGCUGGAGGCGGAGCACGAGACCGUCCGCCAGGAGCUGGAGCAGCUGCGAGAGGCCUUCGGACAGGCCCACUCCAACCACAGGAAGGUGGCGGCUGACGGCGAGAGCCGCGAGGAGUCGCUGAUCCAGGAGUCGGCAUGUAAGGAGGUGUAUUAUGAGCAGCGCAUGCAAGAGCUGCAGGCAGAGCUGCGACAAGCACGUAACAUCCUGACCAACGUCCAGUCAGAGAACGAACGGCUCGCCACCAUCACUCAGGAACUCCGAGAGAGCAGUCAGAUGGUGGAGCUGCAGAGGUCUCGCAUGCGUGACGAUAUCAAGGAGUUCAAGUUCAGAGAGGCUCGUCUGCUGCAGGACUACAGCGAACUCGAGGAGGAGAACAUCACCCUGCAGAAGCAUGUUUCUGUCUUAAAACAGAGCCAGGUUGAGUUUGAGGGUCUGAAACAUGAAAUUCGUCGUCUGGAGGAAGAUACCCAGUUUCUGAACAGCCAGUUGGAAGACGCCAUCCGUCUGAAGGAGAUCGCUGAGAGGCAGCUCGGGGAGGCGCUUGAAACCAUCAAGACUGAGAGGGAGCAGAAGGCCGCCUUAAGAAAGGAGUUGUCGCAGUACAUGACCAUCGGAGACUCGAUGUACCACAGUCCUUUGAGCAUCUCCCUCGAUGGACUGAAGUUCAGCGACGACACCUCAAUUGAGCCCAACAACGACGAACCCCUCCACAUCUAUGAGAAUGGCUUUGACAAGAUCGACAACAACGACAACCGUGUUUCCACGCCCAAAAAAGGAGAGCGGUUCCACCCUUCCUCCAGCCUCGUGGACAAUCUGCUGAAUGAGCUCAACAUCUCAGAGAUCCAGAAGCUCAAACAACAGCUGCUGCAGGUGGAGCGGGAGAAGGUGACGCUGCUGUCGACCCUGCAGGAGUCUCAGAAGCAGCUGGAGCAGACUCACGGAGCGCUAUCUGAGCAGCACGAGAAGGUCAGCCGUCUCACCGAGAACCUCAACGCUGUCCGCAAACUCCAGGCCAGCAAAGAGCACCAGUCCGCUCUGGACAACGAGAAGGAUCGCGACAGCCACGAGGACAGCGAAUACUAUGAGGUGGAUAUCAACGGCCCCGAGAUCCUGGAGUGCAAGUACAAGGUUGCUGUGUCUGAGGCGAGUCAACUGAAGGAGGAGCUCAAAACGUUAAAGGCAGAACAUUCAGCCUGUCAAUCUCAGUAUAAGGAGGAGCGGGUGCAGCUGGAGAGCCAGGUUGCAUCUUUAAGCACACAGGUCUCUUCUCUGGAGCGCAGCAGCAGAGCCGACCGCGAGCAGCUGGCGCGGCUCGAGAAAGAGCUCCGUCAAGCCAGCGAAGUGGCAGGCGAAUCCCAGGGCAGCCUUAACAUCGCACAAGACGAGCUUGCCACCUUCAGCGAGGAGCUAGCCAACCUCUACCAUCACGUAUGCAUGUGCAACAAUCAAACGCCGAACCGCAUCAUGCUCGACUACUACCGCGAAGGUAAGGCUGGUGUUAAUGGCACACAGACCACAGGCUGGGGCAGCCCUGACGGUCGCGGACGCCGCUCUCCCAUCCUGCUGACCCGCGGCCUCUUCCCCAGCGACGGAGCUUCGUCUCCGGUCUCCUCCGUCCCGUCCCCGGUGCCUGAUCCCCGCAAAGAGCCCAUGAACAUCUAUAACCUGGUGGCUAUCAUCCGUGACCAGAUCAGACACCUGCAGCUAGCGGUGGACCGCACCACCGAGCUCUCGCGCCAGCGCAUGGCUUCCCUGGAGCUGGGUCUCGGGGCAGACCGAGACCAGGAGGCCAGUGUGGAGGAGAUCCUCAAACUCAAAUCGCUCCUCAGCACCAAGAGGGAGCAGAUAGCCACGCUGAGGACCGUCCUGAAGGCCAACAAACAGACCGCUGAGGUGGCGCUGGCCAACCUGAAGAGCAAAUAUGAGAACGAAAAGGCCAUGGUGACUGAAACCAUGAUAAAGCUUCGCAACGAGCUCAAAGCCCUAAAAGAGGAUGCAGCCACUUUCUCCUCGCUCAGGGCCAUGUUUGCCACACGCUGUGAUGAGUACGUGACUCAGUUGGAUGAGAUGCAGAGGCAGCUGGCUGCUGCGGAGGAUGAGAAGAAGACGCUGAACUCUCUUCUCCGUAUGGCCAUCCAGCAGAAGCUGGCGCUCACCCAGCGGCUGGAGGACCUGGAGUUCGACCACGAGCAGACCCGCCGCGGCAGAGCCAUCAGCCGCUCCAAGCCAUCGGCCGGAUCCUCGCGCGGGAAACCCACCCAGUCCCACUAACGUUCAGCCUGAGCUGGAACUCGACAUUCCACCACUUCCCAUAAACCCAGUGCUCCCAAACCAGUAACCUGUCUCGGAUGUAUGAGAGACACUGGAUGGCUGCCUUUAUUUUUGGAAACCAUUGGAAACUCAAACCUUUUAUCGUUGUUAUGCAUUAUACACUCGGCGAAUGAGCAGGAUAUAGUACAUUUACAUUCACAGAAGAACAUUUGGGGGUUCUUUUGACACACAUGGGAAGCCAGAGGUCACAAUGUCCUGAAAACUUUAACUCUUAAAAAUCAACUACAAAAAAGAAAAUGGGCUAAUGUUCUUUUUCUCAAGACAUUCAUCUGUGUUUUGAGAUUCUGUAACCUUUUCUCUUUUAAUGUGGGGUUAUAUCACUUUUUAUUAUAUCGGUCUAUAGUUUGAGGCGUUCUGGUUUAUGAGUCUGUUCACGUAUUUUACACUACUAUUUUAAUAGUAUUUGAUUUCAUUAUGUACGUCCUCUGUAAGCAAAGCUCAACGUCACAUAAUCCAUAUCUACUCCAGUUCUGACAUCUUUAUGAAGUGAAUCCAUAAGAUUAUUCAUGUGUUUUAAUGAAAUGUUGUUUCUCACAUUCACACAUUUUAAUGCUGGGCUUUCGUCUAUAUAGGAAUAUUUCAAAGUGAACAAAUAAAAAAAAAAAGUGGCUUAAUCUAAUCACAAGGCUUUGGUUAAACAACCAGCAAAUCAAUAAAAACACUACAAAAUUGAUUUUUUCAUAACACUUCACAAUAAGGUUCAAAUAACAAUAAACAAUGCAGCCAUUUAUUAAUCUAGAAUAAUUUCUUUAUAUAGGAAUAUGUUUUUAACGUUGUAUAAAUUAACAUUAGGUUAAUGUAUUAUGAAUUAACAAUGAACAAGAGUAUAUUCAUAUAUUACCAUUAACCUGGAUGAAUUAAGAUUGUUCAGUUCACUUAUCGUAAGUGUUUGCAAUUUUUCUUUCGUUCGUUUCAAGCACCUUCGUGGGUCACUGACCUUCUGCAUUCUGUACAAGAGGAAAUGAAUUAAUUCCAAAUUGGAAUGCUGUAAUUCUCUCUGUCUAUCAUGCCAAGUGUCGGUACAUCGUUUGGGUUGGUGUUAAAAGGAUCAGAAGCGCUGAGACGAGGGUCUGCCCUGCUUUACCUUACCCUCAGUUUGGUUCGUUUUUCGUUUAUGAUCUUCAUUCUGACCAUUAGUGCCUUUUUGUUCUUUGAAGAGAGAAUCCUAGCUUAGCGUUUAGUUUUUGUAUUUUAUUUUUCUCACUCCUUAAGGAAGAGCAGCAGAUGACUUGUUCUAAACUUAGCAGCAGCAAUAAGUACAGAAGACGUUCAUUCUGUUUUCAAGUGUGUGAAGAAAUCAAUGAUUAGAGAAAUAAAACAGAUUGUACUGAAUUUGUCAGGUCAGUGAUCCUAAGAGCAAAUUCAGGGGUUUUAGAAAACGUUAUGUUUCGUCAAAUGGUUUGAAGCCAGAAUUAUCAUUUGCCUCGAUAUGAACAAACAUUUUGAGACACGAAACCUGUGUGGUGUUUUGUUGUCGGAGACUGGUGUUAUUCUAGCUUUGUAUGGUGAGGUAGCUGAGGUCAUGUGAUAUCGAUAGUAUUGUUAACAAUUGUGAGAAAGCUUGUGUCCUCUUUCUGUCCAAUUGUUUUGUUUUUUUACAUUUUUAUAUGAGCAUUACAAUUUCAGGAAACAGAAAACGUUGCAUCAACAAGCAAAUGGUGCCACGACAGUCACAUUUUGUUUGUUGAGGCAUAAAAGUAAUAAAUACAGUCAGCAAGUGAGGAGGAACUAAAUUAAGUGCAAUUAAACCAAAACGAAGUUAUGUGGUAACUGAGGUUUUCUGUUUGCUGGAAGUGAUGGCAUUGUGAUAUUCAACUAGCUGUGGAAGCUUAUUAUUGGAAACUCUUAUUAUUGUGCUCCAGUAUUGAUCUAUAAGGACCUAUAAGUUUGAUACCUUUAUAUAAAAUAGCAUUUGUUUGUUUGUAUUAAUUUGUCAGUACUGAACUUUAUAAUGUGCAUUAUUAUGUCAUAUGCAUGUUUCUUUCGGCUAUGAGACUUGUACACGGAACCGAAAACAAACUUAGAACAAAAGUAGACAAACGACAAAAAGAAGAAGAGCGAGUAAUGUUUGGUUUUGAAUUGGUCCCUUACUCUUGAACUAACUGAGUUGAAGUAUUGUUUUCUAGAGGUUUGUCUGUGUAGAAGUAGUCAUGCUGGCUCAAGUCAAUAAAUACAAAUAAAAAGUCACUCAGC